Molecule: messenger RNA, 2157 nt
Organism: Anopheles bellator
Lineage: Eukaryota; Metazoa; Arthropoda; Insecta; Diptera; Culicidae
Gene: Inos
Product: inositol-3-phosphate synthase
Exons: 3
Coding region: 151-1836 (561 amino acids)
Biological process (GO): inositol biosynthetic process; phospholipid biosynthetic process
Cellular component (GO): cytoplasm
Molecular function (GO): inositol-3-phosphate synthase activity
Source: RefSeq, a predicted model, not a curated record
CAGGACAGGUUUAAGCUUUAGGACGCAUUGGAUUUUAUCCUGUACCUGGACCGCCCGUCGCUUACAGUGGCAACCUGAUCCGCAGAACCUCGUCGUCGAGUGAAUCGUUCGCAGUGUGCCAAACUCAACCCAGUGGUGGAAUCGAUAAAAAUGGUGUCGGAACUGAAAGUGCUUUCGCCGAACGUGCGCUACAGCGAUGAGCACAUCGAAGUGGACUAUCGGUAUCAAACGACCACGGUGGUUAGCGGCGGAGCGUCGGGAUACACGGUGAAACCCGAGACGACCGAGUUGAAUAUUCGCACGGAACGACACGUCCCGCGCCUCGGCCUGAUGCUGGUCGGCUGGGGUGGCAACAAUGGGUCGACACUGACGGCGGCACUCGAGGCGAACAAGCGGUCCCUCGAGUGGCGCACCCGCCAGGGAGUGCAGCAGGCCAACUGGUACGGUUCGAUCACCCAGUCGUCCACGGUUCUGCUCGGGUCGGAUGCCUCCGGUCAGGAUGUGUACAUCCCGAUGAACCGGAUGGUGCCGAUGGUGGACCCGAACGAUAUCGUCGUGGACGGGUGGGACAUUAGCUCGAUGAACAUUGGCGAGGCGAUGCGGCGGGCCCAGGUGCUCGAGGUGGGCCUGCAGGAUCAGGUGUACAAGCGGCUGUCGCAGCUGCGGCCGCGCCCCUCGAUCUACGAUCCUGACUUUAUCGCCGCCAACCAGGCGGAACGGGCCGAUAACACGAUCGGCGGUACGCGAUAUGAGCAGUAUCAGCAGAUCGUGCGGGAUAUUCGCGAUUUCCGGCAACAGUCGGGCGUCGAAAAGGUGGUCAUUCUUUGGACGGCCAACACGGAGCGCUUUGCUGAGGUGCGUGUCGGUCUCAACACGACGAUGGCCGAUUUGGAGCGCUCGCUGAAGCAAAACAACGCCGAGAUCUCGCCGUCGACGAUCUUCGCCAUGGCGGCCAUUGCCGAGCAGUGUAUCUACAUCAACGGAUCGCCCCAGAACACGUUCGUGCCGGGGGUGAUCGAAAUGGCGGAACACCAUGGGGCGUUCAUUGCGGGCGAUGACUUCAAGUCCGGCCAAACGAAGCUCAAGUCCGUUCUGGUCGACUUCCUGGUGUCGGCCGGCAUUAAGCCCGUCUCGAUCGUCAGUUACAACCAUCUGGGCAACAACGAUGGCAAGAAUCUCUCGGCCCCGCAGCAGUUCCGUUCGAAGGAGAUUUCCAAGUCCAACGUGGUGGAUGAUAUGGUCGCGUCCAACCACAUCUUGUAUGGACCGCACGAGCAUCCCGAUCACUGCGUGGUGAUCAAGUACGUCCCGUACGUAGGCGACAGCAAGCGGGCGAUGGACGAGUACACGAGCCAGAUCAUGCUCGGCGGACACAACACGCUAGUGAUACACAACACGUGCGAGGAUUCGCUGCUGGCCACCCCGCUCAUCCUCGAUCUGGCCAUCCUUGGUGAGCUGUGCUCGAGGAUUCAGAUUCGGCGCAGCGGCGCCAGCGAAUUCGUCCCGUUUCGAUCCGUACUGUCGCUGCUAAGCUACCUGUGUAAGGCCCCGUUGGUUCCCCAGGGUACACCGGUGGUAAACUCGCUGUUCCGUCAGCGGACGGCCAUCGAGAACAUUAUGCGUGCCUGCGUUGGACUACCGCCCCUCAGCCACAUGACGCUGGAGCAUCGGUUCGAUCUGGCCGUCGGAGAAAAUCCGUCACCCGCGAAGAAGUCGCAGGCGACGAACUCCAAAAAGGCACGCAUCAACGGGGCACCAGUCGCCAAUGGGAACUGUAACGGGGUCCACGACAGCAAUGGUGACGCGCACCCUUCAGAGGAACUGGUCAGCCAUUAAUCGGAGACUGAUCGCCGAUCGGCGGCGAUUUCCGUUGAAGUACAUGUUUUCUGUCUUUCAUAAGUUACAGCAGAAUGGCGGACAAAACAAUUCUAUACACGAUUUGCUGUAGAACAUAAGUGUGUUUUGUGCAUCGUUCGGCUCCCUCCUACCCCCAUUUUUCCUUACCGGCCAUGCCAGUCGACUUCAAAUUUUCCGUGUUGCCACUCCAACGGAACGUUGCUACCACGAGUAGCCGAUCUUCGUUAGCCGUCGCCGGUAACACUCCCGCGUUGUAUCCCGGCCAUCUUAGGUGUAAGAAAAUCGAAAGCAGCUACUGUG